Molecule: messenger RNA, 2039 nt
Organism: Hydractinia symbiolongicarpus
Lineage: Eukaryota; Metazoa; Cnidaria; Hydrozoa; Anthoathecata; Hydractiniidae
Product: DNA repair protein XRCC3-like
Exons: 8
Coding region: 59-1111 (350 amino acids)
Biological process (GO): DNA-templated transcription; double-strand break repair via synthesis-dependent strand annealing; resolution of mitotic recombination intermediates
Cellular component (GO): replication fork; Rad51C-XRCC3 complex
Molecular function (GO): four-way junction DNA binding; DNA-directed RNA polymerase activity; ATP binding
Source: RefSeq, a predicted model, not a curated record
UAUCUUUAAAUAAUUGCAAUUUAGAAUUCUCAAUAUUUAAUCAGUAUAAAUAAAAUCAAUGUCCGUAUCUGUUCAAAACCUAGACAUAAGACCAAGAGUGUGCACUGCAUUGAAAAAAGCUAACAUCCAUACUGUGAAAAAGUUGUUUUCAUUUUCAAAAUUAGAGCUGAGCAAAAAGACUGGUUUGGGAAGCGCUGACAUAAAUGAGGUAAUAUUAACAGCUGCAAAAGCUACGUUUGAUCCAACCCCGAAACGUUUAUUAGACGUGUUAAAAAAGACUGGAACAACAAACAGUUUGCAGCACUUUAAAUUAUCAACUGGUUGCCCAAGCAUUGAUAAAUUUUUAAAUGGAGGUUUGCUCUACCCAGGGGUGACUGAAAUAUGUGGUGAAAGUGGAAGUGGAAAGACACAGUUUUGUAUGCAAUUAUGCUUAAAUGUUGAACGGAAAAGUAAGCAUUGCUCUCUAUACAUAUGCACAGAAGAUGUUUUUCCUCACAAACGUCUGCAACAAAUGGCUUCUUGUUUUUACCAAAAGAAUAAAGAUGAGAUGAACCUUACAAACCUAUCUGAAAUUACUGAUAACAUUUUCAUUGAGCAUGCAGCUGAUUUGGAUGCUCUUAGGGGUAUAUUGGAUGUUCAACUCCCAGUCAUAUUAUCUUCAAAGAGUAUAAAGCUAAUCGUGAUUGAUUCCAUUGCAGCUCUUUUUCGUGUUGAAUUUAAUGUCUCUCAGAUGGCUGAACGUGCAAAGGUUCUUGCCAAGAUUGGAUCAGUUUUGCACAAAUAUACGCAUCAGUUUCAAAUCUGUAUUGUUUGUGUGAACCAGGUCAUGGAUGUUUUUAACCAAAGCAACGUCAACAGCCAUAGUUUACAGAAAGUAAUGCCUGCUCUUGGCCUUACCUGGUCAUAUCAUGUGAACACAAGGAUUUUACUGUCUCGAACACACUUUACACUAUCAAUGUUCCAUCCUGAUCAAAAGUUGAAACUUGAUCCAAUUGUUAGAUGUUUAUCCAUAUUAUUCUCAUCUCAUCUUCCUUGUUCGAAAUGUUACUACAUUGUUGAUGAAGUUGGUGUAAAAGCAGUAGAAAUUCCCAGCUUGCAAACAAACGCUUAAUACUAUUUUAAUUGCAUUGUUUGCUCAUGCCUAAAAGCAAAAUCUUUUUAUUUUUUUUGUUGUUACUUAUAAAUAUAUAUUUUUGUUUUAGUUAGAACUUGCCAUUGCACUGUAUAUUAAAGCAAUAAAACUUAUGAUCUUUUUUUUACUAAAAGGUUUUCCCUUCUAAGUAGUUUAUUUUCUUAUGUAAAUCUUACAUUAUAAAUUUUUUAGUAAAAACUUUAGCAUAAACCUUUUCAGUUGUAUUCUGUAAAUAAUUGUUCAAGUGUUAUUUGUUGUGUUAUUUUGGUAUUUAAUGUACCCACUGCAGAGGGCACAAAAGAAGAACACAGUACCCUCAUAGCUUAAAAGACAUUAUCCUAAGUCCGAUGUGAACUUUGACAGGUUUGGAUUCUUUGUUACUUUAGAAAAACAACAUUCUUAAUCGUUUGUGGUUUCGAUGUCUGAAAUUGCACCAUUUUUUGUAAUAUAUUAUGUCCCCCAGGUUCUAGUUUUUGCGUUGCUUUAUUUCUUUCAUUCUCAUGGUAGUGUUUUAUAAAGAGUAAAAACAAGUUGUUUUUCUGUUUGUUUUUUUAAUGUUAUUUUUUCAAAUUUCAGCAUUACUUGGAAAGGUUAAAUACUGUCAAUAAAAGAUUAAGCACCAUGUAUGUUUAAACAUGUUUUUCCUUAGGAAUUUAAUUUUAAAGGGGGAGUCUUCCAAAAUACCCCUCUUCGAAAGGGGUAUAAUACUUGUGCAUGUGCCUAUUCUGUACUGUAUUUUUCAUUAUGAAAUCUGUAAAUAUGCCAACAAAAAUGUUAUAGAGUAUAAACAAUUGUUUUACACUUCCAGAAUUAAUCAGAAAAAUUAGUCAAAAAAGUUUAAUAUUUUCUACUAUUUUUUUUAACAUUGCUGGUUUUUUAUUCACAUGUUCAGGUUUAUUUCAUGCUA